Nanorana parkeri is the source of this 6407-nucleotide messenger RNA. RefSeq names its product myosin X (gene MYO10). Bases 38 to 5482 code for a protein of 1814 amino acids. Lineage: Eukaryota; Metazoa; Chordata; Amphibia; Anura; Dicroglossidae. Gene Ontology annotation, cellular component: myosin complex; cytoskeleton. Gene Ontology annotation, molecular function: cytoskeletal motor activity; ATP binding; protein binding. The record is from RefSeq and is a predicted model, not a curated record. The transcript has 40 exons.
UAGUACAUGGUGCUAGAAGCCUGCUCUGGAGUAAACAAUGGAUCACUUCUUUACUGAGGGAACACAAGUCUGGUUGCGAGAAAAUGGCCAGCACUACCCAAGUUAUGUCCAGUCCUGUGCUGGGGGUGUUAUUGUAUUUAAAACAUAUUAUAAUCAGGUAUUCACGUAUAAACAAAGCACAAUUACUCGCCAGAAGGUGACCACUAUGCAUCCAACCAGCACAAAUGGCGUAGAAGACAUGGCAUCGCUGGGUGAUCUCCAUGAAGGGUCUAUAAUGUACAAUCUCUACAAGCGAUACCAGGAAGACAACAUUUAUACAUAUAUAGGCUCUAUUUUGACUUCUGUCAACCCCUACAAGUUGAUUCCAGGUUUAUAUGACCAAAGCACAACAGAGUUGUAUAGCAGACAUCACAUGGGAGAAAUACCACCUCACAUCUUCGCAGUGGCCAAUGAGUGUUAUCGCUGCUUAUGGAAAAGGCAUGACAACCAAUGUGUUCUUAUUAGUGGUGAAAGUGGGGCAGGCAAAACAGAGAGCACAAAACACAUUUUAAAGUACUUGUCUGCAAUGAGCCAGCAUUCCCUAGAACUGUCUUCAAAAGUAAAGACUGCCAGUGUGGAACAAGCAAUUUUGGAGAGCAGUCCGAUCAUGGAGGCCUUUGGGAAUGCAAAGACUGUUUACAAUAAUAAUUCAAGCCGGUUUGGGAAAUUCAUUCAACUGAAUAUAUGUCAGAAAGGUCAUAUUCAGGGAGGACGAAUUGUAGACUAUUUAUUAGAAAAGAAUCGUGUAGUACGACAGAAUCCCGAGGAGAGGAAUUACCACAUUUUCUAUGCACUACUGGAGGGGGCAGGGAAAGAGGAUCGAGAAGCAUUUUAUUUAUUGCAAACAGAAAAGUACCACUACUUGAAUCAAUCUGGAUGUAUCACCGAUGAGUCCAUCAGUGACAAGGAAACAUUUCAAGAAGUUAAAACAGCCAUGAAAGUUAUGCAGUUUACCCCAGAGAAUGUGCGGGAAGUUCUUAGGUUGCUUGCUGGAAUUUUGCACCUGGGAAACAUACAAUUCAUGACUGCUGGAGGUGCUCAAAUCUGCACAAAGACAGCGCUGGGGAGAACUGCUGAGUUGCUUGGGCUGGACUCAGAGCAACUAACAGAAGCACUGACCCAUAAGUCCAUGAUUCUAAGGGGAGAAGAGAUCUCCACACCACUCAGCGUACAGCAGGCUAUAGAUAGCAGAGAUUCCAUGGCCAUGGCACUCUACUCACAGUGCUUUACCUGGGUAAUAAAGAAGAUUAAUAGCCGGAUAAAAGGAAAAGAUGAUUUUAAAUCGAUUGGCGUUCUGGAUAUCUUCGGAUUCGAAAACUUUGAGGUCAAUCGCUUUGAGCAAUUCAGCAUAAACUAUGCCAAUGAGAAGUUGCAGGAAUACUUUAAUAAGCACAUUUUUUCUUUGGAGCAAUUAGAGUACAGUAGAGAGGGUCUAGUGUGGGAAGCCAUAGACUGGACCGAUAAUGGAGAAUGCUUGGAUUUGAUAGAAAAGAAACUUGGCUUGCUAGCUUUGAUCAAUGAAGAAAGUUACUUUCCUCGAGCUACUGAUAGCACCUUAUUGGAGAAGUUGCAUACCCAGCAUGCGAACAAUCCUUUCUAUGUGAAGCCAAGAGUUGCUGUCCACAACUUUGGUGUAAAACACUAUGCUGGAGAGGUCUUAUAUGAUGUAAGGGGUAUCCUGGAGAAGAACCGAGACACUUUCAGAGAUGACCUUCUUAACUUAUUGCGUGAAAGCAGGCUUGAUUUCAUAUAUGAUCUCUUUGAACACGUUUCAAGUCGGAAUAAUCAAGACACAUUGAAGUCUGGAAGCAAGCACAGGAAACUUACAGUCAGCCUACAGUUUAAGGAUUCGCUGCAUUCCUUAAUGGCAAAACUGAGCACAUCAAAUCCGUUCUUUGUUCGCUGCAUUAAGCCAAAUGUACACAAGAUGCCUGACCAGUUUGAUCAGACACUGGUACUGAACCAGUUAAGGUACUCUGGCAUGCUGGAGACAGUCAGGAUCCGCAGAGCAGGCUUUCCUGUCAGAAUAACAUUUCAAGAUUUUUGUUAUAGGUAUAAAGUGCUAAUGAGAAAUGUAACCUUUCCCGAAGAUUUGAAAUGCAAAUGUGAGACGUUACUUCAUCUUAUUGACACAACUAACAAAGAAUGGCAGCUAGGAAAGACUAAGGUCUUCCUGCGAGAGUCCUUGGAGCACAAAUUGGAAAAGCAGCGGGAGGUUGAGGUCUUCAAGGCAGCCUUGAUAAUACAAUCACACAUUAUGGGCUUUGUGGCACGGAAGCAGUACAGAAAGGUACUCCACUACAUUGUGGUGAUACAGAAGAACUAUCGGGCUUUCCUGUGGAGGACAAAAUAUUUACGUCUCAAAAAGGCUGCCCUGACGUUCCAAAAGCAGCUGCGUGGGCAGCUAGCCCGACGUUUAUACAAGCAGCUCCAAGAGCAGAAGCGGAAAGAAGAGGAAGAGAAGAAAAGAAGAGAGGAAGAAGAAAGGAGGAGGAUAGAGGAGGAAGAAAGGCUUAAGAAAGAGGAGGAAAGAAGACAGGAAGAAGAAAGGCUAAAGAAAGAGGCAGAAGAAAGGUAUGUGAUCUACAUAACUAGGGAGUGUUUUCUAUACUGCUGCAUAAGGAGGGCUUUAUUAUCUGUAGGAACAGAGCUGGAAAGACAACGACAAGAGGCAGAACUGCAAGCCGAGCAGUUUGAAGACAGCGAAGAAGACUUUGAUUCAAGGUUUGACACAGAUGAUGAGCUCUCUUAUAGAAGAGAUUCUGUCUACAGUUGUGUUACGCUGCCUUAUUUCCACAGUUUUUUACACAUGAAAGGUGGAAUGAUGAACACAUGGAAGAAACGCUGGUGUGUCUUGAAAGAUGAAACAUUCUUGUGGUUUAGGUCUAAGCAGGAGGCCUUGAAACAGGGUUGGCUUUAUAAAAAAGGUGGCGGAUCAUCAACUCUUUCUAGAAGAAACUGGAAGAAACGUUGGUUUGUUCUCCGUCAGUCCAAGCUCAUGUACUUUGAAAGUGAUAAUGAGGAAAGACUGAAGGGGACCAUAGAACUGCGGGAAACCAAGGAAAUCAUCGACAACACAGGCAAGGAAAAUGGUAUUGAUAUAGUAAUGGGAAAUCGGACGUACCAUUUGAUUGCUGAGUCACCAGAAGAUGCAAGCCAGUGGUUCAGUGUGAUGAGCCAGGUCCAUUCAUCUACAGAGCAGGAGAUUCGGGAGAUGAACGAUGAGCAAGCAAAUCCACAAAAUGCUGUGGGCACAUUGGAUGUUGGAUUGAUUGAUUCAGUCUGUGCUUCUGAUAACCCUGAUAGACCAAACUCAUUUGUAAUCAUUACGGCAAACCGCGUUCUUCACUGCAACUCAGACACCCCAGAAGAAAUGCACCACUGGAUAACACUACUGCAGAGGUCCAAGGGUGACACCCGAGUGGAAGGGCAGGAAUUCAUUGUCAGAGGUUGGCUACACAAGGAAGUGAAAAAUAGCCCUAAGAUGUCUUUGCUAAAGCUGAAGAAGCGCUGGUUUGUUCUUACCCAUAAUUCCUUGGACUAUUACAAGAACUCAGAGAAAUAUGCCUUGAAAUUGGGUACCUUGGUUCUGAACAGCCUCUGCUCUGUGGUGCAGCCUGAGGAGAAGAUUUUUAAGGAAACUGGAUACUGGAAUGUAAUAGUAUAUGGCCGCAAACACUGCUACCGCCUUUACACAAAACUGCUAAACGAAGCUACAAGGUGGUCCUGUGCUAUUCAGAAUGUCAUAGACACUAAGGCACCCAUUGACACUCCAACACAGCAACUUAUACAGGACAUUAAGGAGAACUGCCUGAACCCUGAAGUUGUGGAGCAGAUUUACAGGAGGAACCCAAUACUGAGAUAUACGCAUCACCCCCUGCAUUCUCCUUUAUUACCUCUUCCCUAUGGAGACAUUAAUUUGAACUUGCUAAAAGACAAAGGCUAUACCACCCUCCAGGAUGAAGCCAUGAAAAUUUUUCAUUCUUUGCAGCAGCUUGAAUCUUUGUCUGAUCCUGUCCCAAUAAUUCAGGGCAUUCUGCAGACUGGCCAUGAUCUGCGCCCACUAAGGGAUGAACUGUACUGCCAGCUUAUCAAACAAACCAAUACAGCUGCACACCCUGGCAGCACUGGGAACCUGUACCACUGGCAGAUACUCACUUGUCUGAGCUGCACCUUUCCACCCAGCCGUAGCAUUCUCAAGUAUCUCAAGUUCCAUCUGAAGAGGAUUCGUGAACAGUAUCAAGGCUCAGAAAUGGAGAAGUAUGCAGUGUUUAUCAACGAGUCUUUGAAGAAAACCAAAUGCAGGGAGUUUGUGCCAUCUCGAGAUGAAAUUGAAGCAUUAAUUAACCGGCAGGAAAUUACAACAACUGUGUACUGCCACGGUGGGGGAGCGUGCAAGAUCACCAUCAACUCCCACACCACAGCUGGCGAGGUUGUAGAAAAGUUGAUUCGAGGCCUGGCCAUGGAAGAUAGCAGAAAUAUGUUUUCUCUUUUUGAAUACAAUGGGGUCACAGACAAAGCCAUAGAAAGCAGAACUGUGGUGGCAGAUGUGUUAGCUAAAUUUGAAAAGCUUGCUGUCAGUGCUGAACCAGGAGAUCGACCAUGGAAGUUCUUCUUUAAACUUUACUGCUUCUUGGAUACAGAACAUGUGCCAAAGGACAGUGUUGAAUAUGUGUUCAUGUUUGAGCAGGCACAUAAAGCUGUUAUUCGAGGUCAUUACCCAGCACCUGAGGAAACUUUGCAAGCCUUGGCAGCCUUAAGGUUACAGUAUUCACAGGGAGACUACGGUCUACACACUAAUGAGCCAGAGAUGGAAGACUUUUACCCAGUGCAUAAACUAAAGGCCCGUGUAACUCAAUCCACUAAAGCCUCUACACCAUUUGAAAGAUCUGAGAGGAAGAGGUCUAGUUUCUUAGAAGGAACUUUAAGAAGAAGCUUCCGAAGUGGCUCUGUGAGUAAACAGAGGGUAGAAGAGGAGCAAAUGCUGGACAUGUGGAUGAAAGAAGAGGUCCUGUCAACCAAAGCCAAUAUUACAGACAAAUGGAAGAAACUGCAAGGCAUAAAUCCAGAUCAGUGCAUGACUAAGUAUAUGGCUCUGAUAAAAGAAUGGCCUGGCUAUGGAUCAACAUUAUUUGAAGUUGAGUGCAAAGAAGGUGGAUUCCCACAAGAGCUGUGGCUGGGUGUCAGUGUUGAGGCUGUUUCUGUCUACAAAAGAGGAGAGGGGAGACCGUUGGAAGUGUUUCAUUAUGAACACAUCCUUUCUUUUGGUGCUCCACUUGCCAAUACGUACAAGAUUGUUGUUGACGAGAGGGAACUUCUCUUCGAAACCAGUGCGGUGGUUGAUAUUGCAAAGCUUAUGAAGGCCUACAUCAGCAUGAUCGUAAAGAAGAGGUUCAGUACUACGCGAUCUGAGAGCAGCCACAGCCAAGGAAGUUCUAGGUGAAGACAGCGCCUCUUGCAUAUCAGCUGUUAACACUGCCCGGGUCUCACAUAAGCAAAAGGUGCUUUAAAUAUGAUUAGCUGGAAAAGUUCUCAUCUCUUCGCCAAGCCAUGCCAAGAUGAUUCAGUGCCUAAAGCGUUAAAACUGCCAGCAAGAUCCCCAAAGCUGUACUACUCCACACUGACAAUUGCCUUAGAAAACAAGAACUGCCUAUCAUGCAGAGUGACGUGCCUUCAGUCUGAAAUCACACUUAGCGGCCAAGUGACCGCUCGUUUUCGUCAAGGGAAACUAUCGGAGUGCUGCAGGCAGCCUUCUCCAGGAGCAUUUUUUUGUGUAGCAGCAAGCAUUUUGCUUGGAGUUUAGUAUUUUGCCUCUGUGAAUAUUUGAGUCUUAAAUUCUAUUUUUAUUCUGACUUUCGGAAGAAAGGGAAUGAUGAUGUGCAAUUGUGUGUACAGUUUAUUUGUUUCAAUUAUUUGUACGUUCUUAAAGAGUUCAAAAGUCAGUAAUGUUAAAAUUCCAACCCUACCAUGUUGUAUUAAGUUUUCUUUAUAGCCAGUAUAUUGUACAUCAUCUAUCUGCUGUAUUUUAAAUUAAGAGACGACUUAGCUAAUAGAACGGUAACCCAUAUUUAUAAACCGCCUUAUUAUGAAGAUACUUAAACUAUUUUGGUAGCACUUGGCCAACAGAUGUUUUCUUUACUUGAUACCUUUUUGCAUAAGAGCAUGGUCAAAGUGCUUGUAAAUAGGUAAAUGUGAGUGCUUUAUUUUUGUAUGAAAAGUUUUAAUAUGAAGCUAAACAUAACACCACCUAGUGGGAAACUUCAGGAAGCAGAUCUUUAUACUGCAAUGAUAUGAUAUAUGCUGAAAGGUCGGCUACAGUGUAAAAUAAAUACUUGCCAAUAAAAUGUUGUAUUUAAUAUGAAUUGGCU